AUGUUUUUAAGAGAAAGACACACGAUAGUGCAAGAAUCAGUUUCUGAAGGCAUUCAGUGGCACUUCAUACCACCUAGAGCUCCCAAUUUUGGAGGAAUUUGGGAAGCAUCCGUAAGGUCAUUCAAGACGCAUUUCAAAAGGGUAGUUGGCACUGCCAUAUUAACAAUAGACGAGAUACACACCGGUAUACCAGAACCGACUUUAACUGAGAUCCAGGAAUGUAGGCUGACCAAAUUGCAACGAACGGAACAGAUGCGGCAGUAUCUUUGGAAUCGAUGGUCCAAAGAUUACCUCAACCAAUUGCAACAGCGCACCAAGUGGAAAACUAAGGGAAUUGAUCUCAAACCUGGAGACAUGGUUCUCAUCCGAGAGGACAAUAUUCCACCAUUGUGCUGGCCCAUGGGCAGAGUAAUGGAGACUCACCCUGGUGACGACGGUGCGGUCAGGGUGGUGACUCUCAAAACCAUGAGAGGGCUUUUCAAGAGGCCUGUCAAUCGGCUAAGUUUGCUCCCUAUGGAGCCUUGA
Messenger RNA from Trachymyrmex cornetzi, 525 nucleotides. RefSeq lists its product as uncharacterized. Lineage: Eukaryota; Metazoa; Arthropoda; Insecta; Hymenoptera; Formicidae. Gene Ontology annotation, molecular function: nucleic acid binding. The transcript has 2 exons. The record is from RefSeq and is a predicted model, not a curated record. The coding region runs from base 1 to 525 and encodes 174 amino acids.